Molecule: messenger RNA, 877 nt
Organism: Thecamonas trahens ATCC 50062
Lineage: Eukaryota; Apusomonadida; Apusomonadidae
Exons: 1
Coding region: 104-817 (237 amino acids)
Source: RefSeq, a predicted model, not a curated record
CUCCACAACCACAACCACAACCACAACCACACCACUCUACCCUUCUCCCAACCCCUCCCCGUCCCCAGCCCCCAACCCCUUCCCUCCCCAAACUCAAACAACCAUGUCGUGUGUAUCGGGCAUGGUCCCUUGGGCUGCCAGCGUGGCCAUGGCCGGCUUUGAGCUCGGCCUCACUCCGGCCUUUGCCGCCCUCCGCAACGCCAUCCAGCCAUCGGUCUACGGCGAGUGGGACUACGAGAUUGAGCGCAGGUGGUCGCUGGCGGAGAUUGCUGCCGGCUUUGCCAUCUACCUACUUGUGGCCUACGCAGACGUGGCCAACACCUCGCUCGCCUCGCUGCUCCUCGGCGUGCCGCUGCCGGUGGCCUCGCCGGCACUCUCGCUCGCCCUCGCUCUCAACCUCGGCUACCUCGUUGCCCGCAUGGUGAUCGUCGGCAAGUCGUUUGCGGCUGGCACCUUUAGCUUCAACCUCCGAUCGAUCCCCACCAUGGCCCUCGAGGCGCUCGCCCUCGCCGGCCUGUUUGUCCUCGGCCCGGCCGGAGACUCGAGCACAGACUCGCCAUGCUGGCGCCUGUUGAUGAUUCUUGCCCACCGCCGGCUCUUCUCGCUUGUCAACUCGCUCCUCUACCUCCUCUCUAUCGAUGUCUCGCCGAUCAUCGCCCUCUCUCUCGAUGGCGCCCGCACCCUGGCCGUCGCUGACCAGUCUGCGUCCUUUGCCCCGUCCUCUCCGCCGCUGCUCAUGGCUAUCUACCUGCUCUACUUUGCCAUCUCUGCCCAUGCUACAUGGCUCUCCUACCAGCGCUGCCGUCGCAGCCAGUAGCCAGCCACUGUGGCUUGCGCCGUGACAAUUCCUGCGCUUCCAAUCGAACGCUCGACAGCG